AUGGUAUCACUCGUUACUAUAUUAAAGAUUCUCAGCCUUCCAAUCAAGCUACUUUUAGUGAUUCUCAAAUAUCCUUUUUUUGGUGGUGCAAACUUGAAAUUCCAAAACAGUUUGAAAAAUUCAUUGAAGUUGACAAUAUUCAGAUUCGGUCUUUCUUUGUCUAUUAAUGAUAGUGCUUACCUUGCCAAAAAAACAACUCAACAAGUAAUCAACAAUUUGAGAUCAACCUAUCCAAGAUUGACUAACUUGAACAAUUACGGAAAAUCAUAUGAUAAACUCAACGUGUGGCUCGUUGAAGCUGAAAAUAGGUCUAAAAGUGACCCCAUUAUCAUCUAUUUGCAUGGUGGUGGUUACAGGCUCAAUACCAAUCCAGCGCAAGUAGAAUCGCUUUUGAAUGCUUAUCACUUGCUUGAUGAGGAAAAAAGAAGAAGGACGUCAGUGUUGGUUCUUGAUUACAGUUUGACCUGUCAUGGACAUCUUGUUGGAACACAAGUGUAUGAAUUGGCAGCCACAUAUAGAAAAUUAGCAUCACAAGGUAACACCAACUUUGUUUUGAUGGGAGAUUCGGCCGGUGGUAACUUGGCAAUCACAUUCUUGCAGUAUUUGAAACAAGAAAACGACUCAGCAUUGCCAUGGCCAAGGUCAACGGUCUUGGUCAGUCCAUGGACUAAAAUCGUUCCUGAUGCCUAUCAACUCACACCGGGCCAUUCGUAUCAUGACAAUGAAAAAUAUGAUAUGUUAAGCGGAUCCGUUGCUAGAAGUCCAGAGAGAAGAAAAGGUAUGUUUGGUGGAGAGAAUUAUGCUGACUUGUUGAAAUCACCAGGGAAUUUGCCAUACAAUGCUAGUGAUUGGAGUGAUAUUCCAACUUUUAACAAUAAAGGUUACUCCACGUUUGUUAUAUUUGGUGAACAUGAGCUCUUCAGAGAUGAUAUUUGUGAAUGGACUAAAUACGCACUAAAAUCACCGUUAAUUGUGCCAAAGCAAGAUUCAAAAGGAGUUUUCAAUCCUAAGUUAUAUGAAUACAAGUCUUCUGGGAACGAUGGAGCAUAUAUUGAUAUUGUUCUUGAGCCAUGGGGAAUUCAUGUUGCGCCAUUGCUUUUUGAAAAUGAUGUGACUAAGCAGUUAGAGAAGCAACCAAAUUUGUCAUUGAGAGAUUUGGAUCAAGACAAGUUCUUGGGGACUUCAAAGAUAGCCCUGUUCUUAAAUAAAGUGUUGUGA
Molecule: messenger RNA, 1218 nt
Organism: Lodderomyces parapsilosis
Lineage: Eukaryota; Fungi; Ascomycota; Pichiomycetes; Serinales; Debaryomycetaceae
Exons: 1
Coding region: 1-1218 (405 amino acids)
Source: RefSeq, a predicted model, not a curated record